GGGCGUUCCCGGGACUGGGCAAGACGCUUCGGUUGCCAUAUCGGGCGAAAUGAGACCAUACAGGGCUCUGAAACUUUUGUGACCACACACUAUUACCCCAAAUUAGUCCGCAUGCAUGGGAAAAUCAACAAGAUGAAGAAAAAUACAAGAGAAAACUAAGAGGAUAACUGAGAAAAGCCGCGAAGAAUAGGUCAAGCGCCAGGACGAGUCGGCAACAUUACCCUCUUCCCCGUUUUCCCGCCGAAAAAGGCCGCGUAUGACCUACACCUGCCGACAACCUGCUCUCCGAGGGCGUCGCUUCGAGGCGGUGAGUGCGGAAGGGUUCAGUGCCUACCUACCCGUGGUGAAGUCGAGUGCCAAGUGUGUGUUGUCAAGAGAAGCGUUGGAUCGCCUUCCAGCAAUUCUUGGAACCCUCUUGGAUCGUCUUCAGGUUGCACCUUGCCUAGCAGAAUCCUCCGUGACUCCAAGACUCCGCCAACAUCUCUUUCGAUCAGAGCCUGUUGAAGUUUCUCUGUCACCAUUUCUCUCUCUCCCUCUCUCUCCCUCUCUCUCUCCCCCCUCUCUCUCUCUCUCUCUCCCUCUCUCUCUCCCUCUCGCAGCCUCUCAGCAUCAUCAUCUGCUCGACUCAUCUGUCUCCCUGGAUGCUUAGCUGAACAGGAUUUCGCUGGAGAGAGAAAAUAUCGUGAACUUUUGAACGCUGAAAAGUGAUAAUGAGUGUGAGAAUUGUGAACCACAAAGUCCAAAAUUUAGUGAAAUAUACAGUGAACUAAAAAAAAAAAAAAAAAAAAAAAAAAAAGAGAGAGAGAAAAAAAAAAAGGAUUUUUCCCAAAUGUAUAAAACGUGUUGAUAAAAACCAAAUCAUCGUAUUGUAGAACGUGAUUAGAUAAGAUUUUCUGACACAGGAAUACGACAGAAAAAUCAAAAGACCGUGUGUUCAAUAUAUUCAAAAUAAAACCACACAAGCUUUAAAUACAUUCUAUAACUAUCAGAGCCAAGCAAGCACACCACACCAAGAUGAAGUACCUGUUGCAAGUUGCUAUUCUUCUCAUUGCCAUGAUGGUGCAACUUUCCCACGCCUGGCGAUCAGACCGAAAACCCAGGAUCUUCGGCAGCAAACUCCGCCUGAAGUCGCUCGAGCCGGGGAAGUACAGGAUCCAGAGGAAGCUCGUGCAAUUCCACAAUUUCUUCCGCUCAAAAGUGAAGCCCGAAGCCUCGAACAUGCUGGCUAUGAGCUGGUCGUCCGCCGCCGCCGUCGACGCUCAGCGCUGGGCCGACGCCUGCCAGCUGCUCGUGCACGACUCGUCCGACGGGCGUACGGUCGAGGAGUACGGUCCCUGUGGCCAGAACAUCUUCGUGUCCACGCAUCAGGUGCCUUGGGGUAACUACUUGCACACGCUCUCGAGGCCGUACGAGCGAGGGGCGCCGUGCUCCGCCUGCCCCGGCCACUGCAAGGCCAAGAAGCUCUGCACGAAUUCCUGCCCGUACGGCGACCUCUGGAGCAAUUGCAAGGAACUUGACGCCGCCUACCACGACUGGCUCUGCAACACGAAGACCAAGGAGGGCCUGGAACGCUUCCGGUUCUGCAAAGCAACUUGCACGUGCAAAGAUGCAAUUAUUUUCCCUUGAAGAGGAGGGAGAGGAAAGGGUAAUGGGAAAAGACAUGAAGGUAAAGAAGAAGAGGAAGGAGUAACACACACACACACACACACACACACACACAUACACACACACAUAUAUAUAUACACAU
Messenger RNA from Penaeus chinensis, 1747 nucleotides. RefSeq names its product cysteine-rich secretory protein 2-like. NCBI's taxonomy places the organism in Eukaryota, Metazoa, Arthropoda, Malacostraca, Decapoda, Penaeidae. The record is from RefSeq and is a predicted model, not a curated record. The coding region runs from base 1015 to 1626 and encodes 203 amino acids. The transcript is spliced from 5 exons.